GGACAUCUUGGAUUGGAGAAAGGGAGAGGGAGGGAACGAGUGACGAGAGGCAGAGAGCUGAGGAGCCCCGGCGGCGAAAGGGAAGUCGUACCUUGCACCUUGGGUGAAAGAGCAACGGCUCUGUGCCGAGGAAGGCAAAUAGAGAGAGAGAAAGGCUGCUGUGAUAAUCAUGGGCCUUGAUGACUGAGGCAGUCUCACCAUGAUCGGAGGACUGUUCAUCUACAACCACAAGGGGGAGGUACUGAUCUCCCGGGUGUACCGCGAUGACAUCGGGAAUAGACGGAAUGCUGUGGAUGCGUUCCGCGUCAACGUCAUCCACGCCCGGCAGCAGGUCCGCUCCCCCGUCACCAACAUUGCGCGCACCAGCUUCUUCCAUGUCAAGCGCUCCAACAUCUGGCUGGCGGCCGUCACCAAGCAGAAUGUCAAUGCCGCCAUGGUGUUCGAGUUCCUCUACAAGAUGUGCGACGUCAUGACUGCCUAUUUUGGAAAGAUCAGUGAGGAGAACAUCAAGAACAAUUUCGUCCUCAUCUAUGAGCUGCUGGAUGAAAUCUUGGAUUUUGGAUACCCCCAGAACUCUGAGACUGGAGCCCUGAAGACGUUCAUCACGCAGCAGGGAAUCAAGAGCCAGCACCAGACAAAGGAGGAGCAGUCUCAGAUCACCAGUCAGGUGACUGGGCAGAUUGGUUGGCGCCGUGAGGGAAUCAAGUACCGCCGCAACGAGCUCUUCCUGGAUGUGUUGGAGAGUGUUAAUCUGCUCAUGUCACCACAAGGUCAAGUCCUGAGUGCCCAUGUGUCCGGCCGGGUGGUGAUGAAGAGCUACCUGAGCGGCAUGCCGGAGUGUAAGUUCGGGAUGAACGACAAGAUUGUCAUCGACAAACAGGGCAAGGGCACCGCAGAUGAGACUGGCAAGAGUGAGUUGGGGGGCAGCGGGAAGCAGUCUAUUGCAAUCGACGACUGCACGUUCCACCAGUGUGUUCGUCUCAGUAAGUUUGACUCUGAGAGGAGCAUCAGCUUCAUUCCCCCUGAUGGCGAGUUUGAGCUCAUGAGGUAUCGCACUACCAAGGACAUUAUCCUGCCCUUCCGGGUCAUCCCAUUAGUCAGAGAGGUUGGCCGCACCAAGCUGGAGGUCAAGGUCGUCAUCAAGUCAAACUUUAAGCCCUCCUUGCUGGCCCAGAAGAUUGAGGUCCGCAUCCCCACCCCUCUCAACACCAGUGGAGUGCAAGUGAUCUGCAUGAAGGGCAAAGCCAAGUACAAGGCCAGUGAGAAUGCCAUCGUCUGGAAGAUUAAGCGGAUGGCAGGCAUGAAGGAAUCCCAGAUCAGUGCAGAGAUCGAGCUGCUGCCUACCAACGACAAGAAGAAGUGGGCUCGUCCCCCCAUCUCUAUGAACUUUGAGGUCCCCUUCGCUCCCUCAGGGCUCAAGGUGCGCUACCUGAAGGUGUUCGAGCCAAAGCUUAACUACAGCGACCAUGACGUCAUCAAAUGGGUGCGCUACAUUGGGCGCAGCGGCAUCUAUGAGACACGCUGCUAACAGCUCGAGAGGGAGAGAGAGGGAAGGAGUGAGGGAGAAGGAGAGAUCUGGGGGAGGGAGGGGAAGGCAGCAGGGUUCCCUGUUCGCAUCACAUCAUGUCCUCUGCUCUCCAGAUCCCUUCCUCCCUCACACCUUUACCCUCUGUCCUUGAGUGCUGGCAACAAGUUUUACAGAGAAAUGAUAUAUAAAUGCAAAACUGGUCCUGUGGAAAAUGUUCCAUCACUGAAGAAUUCUGAAUGACAGAUCAGGACUCUCUCUAUGCCAGGGGGUGUGUACCAGGAGAGAUGCAAACCCCCCUUCCCAUCCCCCACCUUCCAAUCUGUAAACCAGAGAAAGGGGCUUCACAGACACAUGCCCACCCUGCCCUCAUCAUCUCUCUGCGUUAAUCCUGAUUUUGUUCAUUUUAAUUUUUUAAUGCCCUAAUUCCCUCUUUCCCAGCGAACAGUUACCCUGCCCCUGGCCUGCUGCUGUUAUAGGAUGCAGUCAUCCCUCUCCCUCCCCCAGCCUGUCCUCUCUCUCCAUCUGUGUCUUAUUGAAGUAUAACUUUCUCUCUUCCUGUCUCCCCCUGCCAACCUGCUCUCCCCAUCUCUGUGUAACCGUAUCGUAGAUCUAGUGUUUAGUCAGCAACUGGACGCAUCAGUAUGGAGUUAUAUUUUUUUUAAGUAGUUGUUCUGGAUUUUUUUUUAUUCUCUUCCCUCUACAAGCGUGACAUUUAGGGAUAGUCGCAAUGUGAUGGCAAAGUAGCACAUUCUGCGCAGAGAAGGGUAAUUCCCCCUUCUCGGAAUCCCUCAUUCCGUGUUUUUUUCCUUCUCCCCCUAUCUUUAGCCUAUUUCUCUCAAUAUUAUGAUUGUCUAGUACUUAUAUACUGUGGUUUUCAGUUUUCAGUGCUACAGUGUUUCACUCUCGUGACCAAAUUCUCAGAAUGUUAAGGAAAAAGAAAUAAAAAUCUGUAUGUUUUUUUUUUUAAAAAGCUGAGCAGCAGCGCUAUGGUGGGAGUUUUCUCGUUUCCGUGUGACAGUUCCAGUUGGCCUGGUAUGUACGUGUGUGCAGGCAUCAGCUGUGGCAGCUCUCUGGCCAUCUCUCAUCUGAGCUGUGGACAGGGUCUCCCCCCACACUGCCUGCCCGACCAAAAGGACUGUUCUAAAAUCUUGAUCACUGCAGAACACUACCCCAGCCCCCCUGGUUAUCAUUCACCUAAAUCCCUUAGGUCCUCUCCCACUUCUUGCUGUGUAUGUAGGCUUAGUCUGUUGAGUGUUGUGGGGUUUGCGUGCCAAGAGGCACUAGCCUGUGUUUCAGUCACAGCUGACCAGGUUGUUCACCUCCCUGUGGUGCUCCACCCAGCAAUCCGCCUGGCAGUGCACUGGAUCUUUCCUUCCACUUGCCAGGGCAGGAAUUGCAGCCACUGCAGAAACAGUGAGUCAAGUGAGUGGUGGAGUCACUAUCACAGUUUUCCCAGCCAGUCAUUUCACAGCCUUUUAACAGCAUUCACAGAGUGCUGCUAAGGGGUUACUACCCUGGAAAUAUUCAGAGGAUUUAACUAUUGAUCCAAGUAGCUUAUUUGCCACCCAGUCUGACUAUACUGUCCUGUGUGAGAGUGGUAGCAAAACUCCAUUCUUGUUUCACAUGGUUUAACACUACAUGCCUCUUGCUCACAACAGUCCUUACUCCACCUACGCUUGCAAGUACACACACUCUCUCGACCCAAGAUUGGGUCUCGGUUGCCCACUCUCCUACUGCAGCUCUUUGCCCUGCGGUCAUGCUACGCACCAUCCCUCUGUGAGAGAUUGUCAGUGUGCUGCCUGCACCAGCGCCCUUUGCUUCCGUGUUUGAUCUCCAUUUGGUAACUUUGUGAUCGUCCAGUUAAUCCUAAUAAAACAUUAUAGAACCACUCUA
Messenger RNA from Lepisosteus oculatus (spotted gar), 3421 nucleotides. The record is from RefSeq and is a predicted model, not a curated record. Lineage: Eukaryota; Metazoa; Chordata; Actinopteri; Semionotiformes; Lepisosteidae.